UGAAGUGAACAAACAAGUGGUUGCAGGCAGCCAGCGAGGUGUUGUAAAAACAGACUGGAGGAGGCGGGGAGGGAUGCACAUAAGAGAUUUGAUAUACAUCAGUGCUUCUGCAAACAUGGAUGAGUCAUUGGUCUCUGAAAGAAACUCAGGGCAGGAGGGGGAAGGAGGGCGCUGCUCUCUCCAGGGAGAGGAGAGCUCGCUGUCUGGCGUGUCAUUUCUGAGGACUAGGCACGACAAGAGACUGGAGAGGGAGGCAGGAAAGAGAGGGGGAUUAGGUGUCUGAGUGGGUGGGAUUGAAGAUGAUGGGGAGGAAGAGGAGAUAUAGAGAGAUAGCUAGAGAGGGAAGAGGGGGUUUGUUUGUUGUUUUGUAUUUGGCCCAUCACUCUUGAAGUAGAUUUUGUUAGGCUGGUUAGAGGAACCUAGUCCAUAGAGACCUGAAUUCAUUACUCGAGUCACAUCUACAGAUUUUCCCCCCCUCUUUUUUCUCUCUCUCUCUUUCUCUCUCUCUCUCUCUCUUUUACUGAGUAAAUCUGGAUACAGAGAGUGUCAUGUUGCUCUGGAUGGGAAGUGAGACAGUGGGGCGAGAGUAAGAGGAGGAUGGCGUACACACAGAACAGUUGGAGCCUAUCAAUGAGGGUCUUCUGUCCAGACUGUCUGACUUGCUGUUGUGUCGCUGGUCGUGUCGCUCCUGUUGGCAGUGGUGCUGGGAGUGCAGCUGCUGUCAGUCGACUGAUGAGGAGGUGGAGAUUCUGGGGCCUUUUCCAGCUCAGACUCCAUCAUGGCUUGUCAAUGAAUGCAAUGACGAUAAAGGCACAAAUUCUCACAUCAUGGCUCUCGACCAUGCUUUACCUGCUCAAUCUGACACCGCAACAAACUGCAGGCCGCCCACCUCAGAAACGUCCCGAUCCACCUUCAGCCUGGCUGGCCAGCACUCCAGUCUGAACUCCCGACGACCAAGCUCCCCCAUGGUGGAUGUAAAGCCGAUUGAAUUUUGGGCCAUGGGACCCAGGAAGGAAGUGGUGCAGCCCCUGCGUAAGCCCCCGACACCACCAGAUGACUACUUCCGCAAACUGGAGCCUCAUCUGUACUCCCUGGACUCAUGCAGUGAUGAUGUUGACUCUUUGACGGAUGAAGAGAUCCUGGCGCGAUACCAUCUAGGCAUGCUGCACUUCAGCACACAGUAUGAUCUUAUCAAUGGCCACCUUAGCGUGCGAGUCAUCGAGGCCCGGGAUCUGCCCCCUCCGGUAACGUGCGACGGUGCUCGCCAAGACAUGGCCCACUCAAACCCCUACGUGAAGAUGAGCCUGCUCCCCGACCACAAGAACUCCAGGCAGACUGGGGUUAAACGCAAGACCCAGAACCCCGUGUUUGAAGAGCGCUUCACUUUUGAGCUCCCCUUCCUGGAGGCCCAGAGACGCACCCUACUGCUCUCUUUGGUUGACUUCGACAAGUUUUCACGCCACUGUGUCAUCGGGAAAGUGUCUCUUCCUCUUAGUGAGGUUGACCUAGUGAAGGGAGGGCAUUGGUGGAAGGCCCUGGUGCCCAGUUCUCAGAAUGAGGUUGAGCUUGGUGAGCUGCUUCUGUCCUUAAACUACCUGCCCAGUGCUGGCAGGUUAAAUGUGGACAUCAUCCGAGCAAAGCAGCUGCUUCAGACCGACAUGUGCCAAGGUUCAGAUCCUUUUGUGAAGGUGCAGUUGGUGACAGGUCUUAAGUUGAUGAAGACUAAGAAAACGUCCUGUAUGAGAGGCACCAUUGACCCCUGCUACAAUGAGUCCUUUAGCUUCCGUGUGCCUCAAGAGGACCUGUGUGAAGUCAGUCUUGUGUUCACAGUUUACGGGCACAAUAUGAAAAGCAGCAACGAUUUUGUCGGCCGCAUCGUGAUUGGCCAGUUCUCCACUGGCCCGCAGGAAACCACGCACUGGCGCCGGCUCAUGAGCUCCCAGCGCACCCCGGUGGAACAGUGGCACAGCCUGCGCUCCCGUGCCGAGUGUGACCGCGUCUCUCCUGCUUCUCUGGAGGUCACAUAAUACUAACACGGUAGAGUCAGUGAUCUAUGGAAAAGAACUUUGACUUAAAACGCAAACAUCUGGGAGCGUCUUGAGGUUUCAGUGUGUUAUUUUUAAGGGUUUGAAUCUAUUCUCUAUAGCAGUGAUUCCCAACCCUGCUCCCGAAGGACCCCCAACACUGCACGUUUUCUUUGUCUCCCUAAUCAAACACACCUGAUUCAACUCAUCAGCUCAUUAUCACAUGGGGAAACGUGCAGUGUUGGGGGUCCUUCAGGAGCAGGGUUGGGAAACACUACUCUAUUGAAUGGGGGGCUUUAUCUCAGUGUUAUUUGUGUUCACUCUCCCUUAUCAUUAAUAUUAUGGGGAGACGUAGAUUGUUGAAGAGACCUCAGAGAUCGUAGAAAAGACCUCGGAGAGUUUUUCAAUUUAUGAUGAUGAGCAGAAGCCUGCUGUCCAUGUUUUCUUUUUAUCACAUUGAUACUAUCUUACACGGGAGCUGAAUAAUCUCAUCAUCUUCUGAUCGUCAGCUGCAUUCAGGCUGUGAGGCUCAGGCAGUUUGGACCACACCUAACCAAUGGUAUGGUCUGCUGUGUCUUAAUCAUAUUGUUUCUUUUCUUCAGACUUCAAUAUGAUUGCAGUUUUUGAGGUAGUUGAAAAUCUGUGACAGCACAGAAGGAAAUUUUUAAUUUCCCGGUUUGACUGUUUCAAAUCUGAUUUUACACCAAAGCUUGUGUUUUGUGACCCGUAUCACUGUCCUCCAUGCACAUUUUGACCUUUGAUUGUGUGUGUAAAUGUUUGUGAGUGUAUGUUUGGUAAAUGUUUGCACUUAUGGCAGCUGAGAUUUACAGAAACCUUAAGAGGCCAUGCAUUAUUUUAUUUUAUUUAUUUAUUUAUUUUUGUUUUGUUUUUUCUUAAUCUUGACUUAAUUUUUUUGUGAUAUGAACAUA
This is a messenger RNA of Rhinichthys klamathensis goyatoka, 2953 nucleotides long. RefSeq names its product synaptotagmin XVII (gene syt17). Gene Ontology annotation, cellular component: membrane. Lineage: Eukaryota; Metazoa; Chordata; Actinopteri; Cypriniformes; Leuciscidae. Gene Ontology annotation, biological process: calcium-ion regulated exocytosis; cellular response to calcium ion; regulation of dopamine secretion. Gene Ontology annotation, molecular function: syntaxin binding; clathrin binding; calcium-dependent phospholipid binding. The transcript is spliced from 8 exons. The record is from RefSeq and is a predicted model, not a curated record. Bases 828 to 2027 code for a protein of 399 amino acids.